Molecule: messenger RNA, 1227 nt
Organism: Nerophis lumbriciformis (worm pipefish)
Lineage: Eukaryota; Metazoa; Chordata; Actinopteri; Syngnathiformes; Syngnathidae
Source: RefSeq, a predicted model, not a curated record
AUGCUGGCCAGAAAGGGUUUGGUGCCGGACGGCUUCCUUCUGACGCGGCUGGCGGAGGAGCGGAACCAACCGGGCCGGAACCGCCUACGCUGCCGGCGAGCGCGCUUCAUCACCAAGACGGGUUCCUGUAACGUGGCCCACAAGAACAUCAGGGAGCAAGGCCGCUUCCUGCAGGACGUCUUCACCACCAUGGUGGACCUCAAGUGGCAGCACUCGCUCCUGAUCUUCACCUCGGCCUUCCUGUGCUCGUGGAUGCUCUUCGCCAUGGUCUGGUGGCUGCUGGCCUUCGCCCACGGAGAUCUGGAGCCCGGCCGACGCGAGCCCCGCCCUCCCUGCGUCACCGCCAUCAACUCCUUCACCUCCGCCUUCCUCUUCUCCAUUGAAGUCCAGGUGACCAUUGGUUUCGGCGGCCGCAUGGUGACGGAGGAGUGCCCGGCGGCCAUCAUGGUCCUGAUCGUGCAGAACAUCCUGGGCCUGAUCAUCAACGCCGUCAUGCUGGGUUGCGUCUUCAUGAAGACGGCGCAGGCCAACCGGCGGGCCGAGACGCUCAUCUUUUCCAGGAACGCCGUGGUGGCUCCUCGCAACGGACGGCCGACCUUCAUGUUCCGGGUGGGCGACCUCCGCAAGAGCAUGAUCAUCUCGGCCACCGUGCAGCUGCAGGUGAUCCGGCGUACGGUGACGUCGGAGGGCGAAGUCAUCCCGGUGAGCCAGCUGGACAUCCAGGUGGAGAACCCGCUGAGGAGCAACGGCAUCUUCCUGGUGUCGCCGCUCAUCGUCAGCCACACGCUGGAGAGAGGAAGCCCGCUCUACGACCUGUCCGCUCAGACGCUAGCCACCGCCGACAUCGAGGUCAUCGUCAUCCUGGAAGGCGUAGUGGAGACGACGGGCAUCAGCAUGCAGGCGCGCACUUCGUACACGCCGGACGAGAUCUUGUGGGGGCGCCGUUUCGUGUCCAUCGUGAGCGAGGAAGACGGCCGCUACUGCGUGGACUACUCCAAGUUCGGAAACACGCUCCCCGUGCGCAUGUCGUCGCUCAGCGCCAAGGAACUGGACCAGACGCGGGGCGGACCCGAGGGCGCUGCCGCGGCCGCCGCCUCGCAACCGCAAGGCUGGGGUCUGGUGCGGGCCGGCAGGGGAGGCUUUCGAAGGGGUGGCCGCACCUGCCACGACGGCGCCGCCGCCCGGCCGUGGUACGACCCCGCCGAGGGGGAGGAAGAAAUCAAAUGA